Oreochromis aureus is the source of this 1403-nucleotide messenger RNA. RefSeq lists its product as uncharacterized. Bases 1 to 954 code for a protein of 317 amino acids. NCBI's taxonomy places the organism in Eukaryota, Metazoa, Chordata, Actinopteri, Cichliformes, Cichlidae. The transcript has 8 exons. The record is from RefSeq and is a predicted model, not a curated record.
AUGGAAGAUAGAAUGUUUAUUGACAAGCUGAACGGACCGGAGAAUUGGGCAACGUGGAAAUUUCAACUGGAGCACCUGUUGAAGGCAAAGGACUGUGGGUCUGAUCCGUGGUGGAGGGUAGACCUGGCAAGAGUGUAUACAAUUGGUGCUGUUGUGAUAACCAAUAGUGCAGGAUUUGAAAACAGGUUGGAUGGUGCAGAAAUCUGGAUUGGAAAGUCAGCAAACUUCAGUGACCCUGAGCGUGAGAGGUGUGCCGUCAUCUCUCACAUCCCCAGUGGGGAGACGUUCUACUUUCCAUGUAGCUCUAUUGAGGGACGCUAUGUCACUGUGUUUCUCCCAGGAAGUGGGAAGGUCCUAAAUCUCUGCGAGGUUGAAGUGUACUAUGGAUACCCAUUAUCCAAUGUGGCACUCAAAGGAGAAGCUACCCAGUCAUCUACACUCUCUUUUGCCACUGCGUCCAAAGCCAUCGAUGGCAGACGGAUCUCGUUCUACAGCAAUGGGUUCUGUAGCCACACCGCUGAAGACGAGACCGACCCCUGGUGGAGGGUGGACCUGCAGCGAAGCUUUACAAUCACUGCUGUAAAAGUCACCAACAGAGGAGACUGCUGUGCUGAAAGACUGGAUGGUGCUGAGAUCAGAAUAGGAAACUCACUGGAGAACAACGGAAACAACAAUCCCAGGUGUGCUUCCAUCUCACAUAUCAAAGCAGGUAAAACCUACACAUACCGGUGUGACGGAGGCAGCAUGGAGGGUCGCUUUGUGAACGUGUUUCUUCCUGGACAGAAGAAGACUCUCACCCUGUGUGAAGUGGAGGUGUAUGCUGCCCCAGCAGUUGAACCGCUUCCAAACAUGGCCUUAGGCAAACAAACAGCACAGUCAUCGACUUGGCCCAAUAAACCUUUUCUGUCAUCAAAAGCUGUUGAUGGGUACAAAAUGGAAACUUGGUUGAUGUAGGCUGUACCCAUACUACAGAAGAAACAAAUCCCUGGUGGAGAGUAGACUUGUUAGCUGUCUAUAAGGUCAGUGUUGUCACGAUCAUUAACAGACAAGAUAAUUUAAUUGAAAGGAUUCUUGGGGCAGAGAUUCGGAUCGGGGACUCACUGGAUCAAAAUGGAAAUCAAAACCCGAGGUGUGGCAUUAUUGAAUCAUUGGAUGGUACACCAACAUACACAUUCCAGUGUAAUGAAAUGGAAGGUCGCUACAUCAAUGUGAUCAUGCCAGGAUCUCAGAAAAUUCUGACGCUGUGUGAAGUGGAGGUGUUUGCUUCUCUGCCUGCACCAGCAGCUGUUACUCCUUCACCAACUCCUCCAACACCUCCUACUGCUCCUCCCACUGUGAGUGUGCAGCUUGGUGGUAGGAACGUGACGGUGGUGGGAGAGAGGCUCUGCUGGUCUGAUGCUCUG